UUUCAAAUGUGAUACUCGGAUAUACCUCUGAGAAAAGGAAUUGUUGGUUAUCUUUGUCACGAUCAAACUCGAGCAAUUCCUGCCUGUAUUUGGUACGAAACCGAAGGCCUGGUUCGCACAGCACAGUUUUGGCUAUGGCGCUGCAAAUGAAAGCAAACUGUUGCGCUGCCGCAGCACCACUUCCAUUCCGGCGGUGUCUAAGUCCAUUCAGCAGCCGCGUGUCCUUCCAACCAUCACAAAAAGUUUCUCGGUUCACUGUGUCGUGUGUUGUUAAGAAAAGCCCUAAACGCCUCAAGUACGCUACCCCUCGUUUUCCCAAGGAGGAUGGAUUGCUCUACAUUGAAGUUGAUCCUAAUGGAGCAGACACAUGGAAAGUGGAUUCAGCUGUGGAACUUCUUAAAAAGGGAGCUGUUGGUGUGAUUCCCACAGAUACUGUGUAUGCUAUGGUUUGUGAUAUGACUAAUCAUGAUGCCAUUGAACGUCUUCGAAGGUUGAAAGAGGUUGAAGCUUCAAAGCCAUUUAGUAUUUUGUGUCGUUCCCUCCAUGACAUUGAUACAUAUACGACUGGAUUCCCUCGUGGGAACAGUGAUGGUAUUUCAGACAUUUUCAGAGCUGUGAAACAUUGCUUACCUGGACCUUACACGUUCAUCUUAACUGCAAGCAAAGCAUUACCAAAACAGUGUAUAAAAUACGGAACCACAACUUCUAAAUACGCAUAUAGGAAAAAUUUGGGUGUCCGCAUACCUAAUGAUGCUGUAUGUCAAGCUGUAUUGGAGAAGAUGGGUGCACCUCUUAUUUCCACAAGUGUGAGGUCACCAGAGGAAAACCGAUGGAUAAUUGACCCGGUGUUAAUAGCUGAUGCAUACGGACCGGAGGGUCUUAAUUUUGUAAUUGAUGCUGGGGUUAGAGUGGCUAAUCCAUCCACUGUUGUGGAUAUGAUAAAGAUUCCCCCGACAAUUAUUCGUCAAGGGAAGGGUCCUAAACAACCGUGGAUGGUAGAAGAAGAAGGAGAAGAUGGUGAUGAAGAAAGAGAUUCGAUUUCAUCUACUGCAUAGUUAACACUCCUUGUACACCUGUAAAUUGUGAAGCUUAGAAUCUACUAAUUGAAUCCACAAUAGCCAAUAGGAGUUUUGGGUGGAAAAAUCUUUUGAAAAAUAUCCCCUAUUGUGAUAACUUUUUAAUCUACUUGUAAAUUUACAAGAUCAAAUCAAGAGCUUUUUCAAUCA
This is a messenger RNA of Lactuca sativa (garden lettuce), 1226 nucleotides long. RefSeq names its product DHBP synthase RibB-like alpha/beta domain-containing protein. Gene Ontology annotation, molecular function: double-stranded RNA binding. NCBI's taxonomy places the organism in Eukaryota, Viridiplantae, Streptophyta, Magnoliopsida, Asterales, Asteraceae. The record is from RefSeq and is a predicted model, not a curated record.